Messenger RNA from Paraglomus brasilianum, 1719 nucleotides. NCBI's taxonomy places the organism in Eukaryota, Fungi, Glomeromycota, Glomeromycetes, Paraglomerales, Paraglomeraceae. The record is from the annotation of a GenBank genome assembly.
AUGCUUCCAGCCGGACAGCGCCUGGGGCCUUCAAGUCCACUCUUUCGCGAGAGUUUAGAAGCAGCACCGGAAUAUACGGCUUGUCCUUCAGCGUUUCGAUCAAAAUUUGAGCUUACAACGCUCGGAAGUUUACUAAAAACCAAAGAAAAAUAUCUCUGCGGAGACAUAUUAGACGAUCGUUAUUUUCUCCUCGGAACGUCCAACGGCUUAGAAUUCAUCGACCUUUUCCUUCCCCAUGACCAACAAAAGCCGCAUGUGCUUAUUGAUUUUGUUCGAUUUAAACAGAUCAAAGUAUUGCAGACGGACAGAUAUAGCACCUUGUUAGCUCUAUGCGGACGGAAUUUACACUUGCGCAGUUAUCCGCUUAAUUCAAUAAAGACUUUAAUACGGAAUUUGACUACUCCAUCAUCACCAACAACGAAACCCGAAGUUCAUCCGACGCACUCGAGUUUGCCACGGUCUCCAUUAUAUACUCAUCUUCGAGCUAGAUCUUUGGAUGCUAUUUUUCACUCGGGUUUUGCAGUUCCCAACCGGCCGGUACAAUUAAAUCAGUCGAUGACUUCAAUACAAAAUGUUAUUAGUACGGUUAAUGCUAAUGAAGCGUCAUUUGAGGACAUAAAUACCAACUGUAAUGGGACCUCAGCCAUGCCUGCGAUGACGACGAUGGCAGCCUCAACGUCGUCAACUUCACCUCUAGAACGCAGGUCUUCAAUAUCACAAACCCUCCCGAACGGUCGAACUCGUCAUGCUAGACACUUGAGCCACGACCCACAAACUCUACGUAUAACGCGAGAGCAAAUCCAUGAAUUUAACCAUCCCACGAAACUGACAAAACUGGCUCUGAAUUACACCAAAAUUCCAAAUACCAGGAUGACUGUGUCGUUCAUAGUAGGAGCUGGUGAUAUAAAAUCGUACAUUGGUACACUUUCUAAACAAAAGAUAUUUCUAUUCGAAGUUUGUCCUGGUAACGACGCAGGCCCGUCUUUUGUCCAUCUGGGUACGUAUUGGCUUCCAUCUACACCUAGAUUUGUCGAACUUUCUAUGAACGGCGAUCACUUGCUGGAUAUAAUUGUGGUAUUCCAAGCGGAUAUUGUCUUGAUUGGUGUCGAGGACGCCCGUGUACGCGAGGUCGCGAUCGAUAAAUCCCUCAAACCAUCUCCAAUAGACUUUUCAGUCUUUGUAGAUAGGCAGAAAAUGAUGUGGAAUACCUUCACUCCGCUUGCCUUCCCGCCGGUGAUCAGUCCAGAGUAUGUAGCCGAAAGCUUUACAAUACCACCGCCGUACAAUGCGAUAGUUAAUCAAGAUCAGUCGAUAUUACUGAACCCGGUUCCAGUGUUUGAAGCUAGAACAGCCGACGGAUUUGAUACGAGUGAGGGUCCGUGCUUGUUUUUUGCGACAUUUGGAUCAAAAUCAAUGAUAGUCAAUUCGAAAGGCAGACCGUUUUCAACUAUUGUAUUUGAGUGGUCUUCUCCACCACUACACGUUGAAUUUCUUCGUUCGGCAGAGGAUUCUGGAUAUUCUUUUGUUAUUGGAUUCGGAAAGGAAAUGGUUGAAGUAAGGUCGUUUGCUACCGGGAAAAUAGUCGAAAGUGUUGUUAAAGGGGUUGGUGUACAAUAUCUAGGAAGAGGAAGAAACAAGGAUGCAGAGGUGAUAUGGGGAUGUGCGUUUAACAAGGGAAUUAAAGGAGUCGGACUUUAUCAUUUGAGUGCACCUCAUUGA